Molecule: messenger RNA, 724 nt
Organism: Oncorhynchus gorbuscha (pink salmon)
Lineage: Eukaryota; Metazoa; Chordata; Actinopteri; Salmoniformes; Salmonidae
Product: interferon a3-like
Exons: 5
Coding region: 1-528 (175 amino acids)
Biological process (GO): defense response
Cellular component (GO): extracellular region
Molecular function (GO): cytokine receptor binding
Source: RefSeq, a predicted model, not a curated record
AUGUAUACAAUGCAGAAUUGGACGUGCAUUUUUCUUAUUAUUUGCAGUAUGCAGAGCGUGUGUCAUUGCUGUGACUGGAUCCGACACCACUACGGCCUCUUGAGCGCAGAAUACCUUUCCCUGCUGGACCAGAUGGGAGGAGAUAUCACAAAGCAGAAUGCCCCAGUCCUUUUCCCAACAUCACUUUACAGACAUAUAGAUGAUGCUGAGUUUGAGGACAAAGUCAUAUUCCUGAAAGAGACCAUCUAUCAAAUCACAAAACUGUUUGAUGGGAAUAUGAAAUCUGUCACCUGGGACAAGAAAAACCUGGACGAUUUCCUCAACAUUCUAGAACGCCAAUUGGAGAACCUUAAUUCCUGUGUAUCACCUGCCAUGAAACCUGAGAGGAGACUGAAACGGUACUUCAAGAAGUUGAAUAGGAAGGUUCUGAGAAAAAUGAACUACAGUGCACAGGCGUGGGAGCUCAUCAGGAAAGAGAUGAAACGUCAUCUGCAAAGAUUGGAUAUCCUUGCAGCACAGAUGUACUGAUCAUCCAGACUCAUUUCAGAAGCUACGCCCUUACCAGUUUAUAAAGCAUGAAUACAAUCAUGUGGGACCCUGUCAGUCUAUUUAUUAUAUUUAAAUCCAUAAAUUAUUGUUUUUUAUUUUUAUUAUUUAUUAUUUAUAUUUUGUAUUUCCCUUUUGUACAUGUGUUGAACUGAACUGUAUUGCCGGUCUACUUGAA